GUGUAAGGCAGCGCAUGUAAACAAACUUCGAAACGUUUCUUCCCUACGCCUUGCCUUGAACGUUUAUCCCUUGACCUGUUGACCCUUCUAGCAUCUACGGACGUUCACUUAUCACCACGAAAAUCCAUCACCCACCUCACCUGUGCUUAGAAGAGGAAGAUUAGCUAUCCACCACGCCUGUAACCACUAUAGGCAUAUUAUCGUCUGGUUUUGGUCUUAUUUUGGUAGUCUCCUUCGUCUGUUUUCGAUUUUCUCAAAUAAUUUUAGUCUCUUGGAGCUCUAAAGGCCGUGGUUCUAACGGUUUCUAACCCUCAAACACCAAGAAUGAAAGGAGACGCACUGAAUUAGAUGCAGUGAGGAAGAAAAAGGGGAGAAGAAAAGGACGCACGUGUAUUAGUGAAGCAGGUGAAGAAGAAGCAUUGAAGCCUGGAAGAAGAGACAGAACGUGUAGCAGGGAAUAGCGUGUGUUGCAGCGUGAUCGGGUUUCAGUGGUACACAAAGAAGAGAAACACAGCAAAAUGGCAGCAAAGGAGAAGAAGAUCGUGCCGCCAAAGCUCAACAAGUUCAUGCACCCUCGGAACCCCUACAAGACGCCUCCGAGCUUCAAGCAGCUAGCGAAGGAUUACCCGGAGUUCCGCGCCCACUGCUCCUAUGACGUGGGGGACAAGGUGCAUCUGGACUUCAAGAACCCCAAUGCCCUGCGCGCCCUUACCACUUGCCUGCUACACCACGACUUUGGCUUGGAGGUAAACAUCCCCGAGGGGCGCCUGGUCCCUACCCUCCCACUGCGCCUCAACUACUUACUAUGGCUGGAAGACCUGCUCUCCCUGGCGGCCCGGCGGAGGAGCGGUGGUGACGGUGGUGGUGGUGGUGGUGGUCAGGGGGCAGCUGCUGUGGUUGGGGCUGAUAUAGGGACGGGGGCGGCCUGUGUGUACCCUCUGCUGGGGGCGGCUCACUUCGGCUGGUGCAUGUUGGCCACCGAGACCGACGCCGUGAGCUACAAGAGUGCACUGGAGAACAUGGAGAAGAACAGACUCGCUGGACAGAUUGCCGUGUUGAAGGUGGAGGAGAAGACCAUCCUGAAGGGGGCACUGGACCACUCGGAGACGCUGGCCAAAGUCUCCAUGCUCAGGCCUCGGAGUGAUGGUGGUGGUGGGCGUUUCUCGCACUCCACCUCCCCUAAGAAAGCUCGCGGUCAUUCUUCGGAGGUGUCACGCUGGGAGAAGACGGAGGAGGCAGAGCAAGGGAAGAAGAGCGACAAAAAGAAGAAAGAUGAGGAGGAAGGAAAUAAGAAUGGAAAGGAAGACAAGGAACUAGAGGAAAAAAACCCUGAUUCAAGUGAACGAGACUACACAUUUGACUUCACCAUGUGCAACCCGCCUUUCUUCAGCUCCGAGGAAGAGGUCGACACCAUGGCCAAGAGCAAGAAGGGGCGAGGGGAGCCGUGCGCUGCCCCCACUGGGUCAAUCCAUGAGAAGGUGACGGAGGGCGGUGAGGUGGAGUUCAUUCGGCAGAUGGUGGAGGAAAGUCAACUCCUGAAGGACAGAGUGAGAAUCUUCACCACCCUCAUCGGCACCAAGGCUCACGUGAAGGAGGUGAAGAGGAUGGUGGAGGGGGCAAAACCUUCGUCGUCUGUCUUCACCGAGUUCUGUCAGGGCAGGACCAUGAGGUGGGGCGCGGCAUGGACCUUCGCAGCCGGUGUGAGUCUGGGUGAGGUCCGCAGCAAGAAGGAGAUGGCCACCAACAAGCCCAUCAUCCUGCUGCUCCCUCGCACCCUCAUGUCGGUCUACACAGUGCCGGCAGCGUGGUCCAAGGUGCAGGGUUGGCUCAAGACUCUCAAGGUAAAGGUGGAGGUGUUUAAGAGCAGCAAAUACUUCGUCAGCGCCAACAUCAAGGCUUUUAAACCCACGUGGCUGAACUUACGGAGGCGGCGACGGGAGAAACUGAGAGAGGAACAACAACAGCAACAACACAAACAGCCGCAGAAUGGUACGAGUGGCGAGGUUAGUGAAGGUGCGUCUCAGAAAAGGAGAACCGAGGGAAAGGCCGAGGGUGAGGAAGAACGAGAGAGCAAGAGGGUGAGGGUAGCAACAGAAGAGGAGGACGCAGAAGCAGAGACCGAGAGAGAAAAGAUGGAAGAAGAGGAAGACGAAGAAGAGGUGGAUGAGGAGGAGGGAGCAGAAGAGGAAGAAGAGGAGAACCACCAAGAAUCAACAUCAACAAAACAAACUGACGAGGAAAAGUCAAAGAAAACGGAUACUUCUUGGGGUGACUGCACGAAGCCGAGGAAAGGUGGGCUGAAGUGCAUCCUCAGGUGUAAUCUCCAGGUGAAGCAAACAGGUGGACUAAUCAGUGUGGAGGCGUAUUACUUAGGUGGAUCAUGUGGCAAGGAGGGACUUAACCAGAUGAUACAGUACAUGAGAAACCAGCUAAGUCAACCAUUUGCCUGAAGCCACCUUUCCAGAGCUAAUCACUUAUAAAUAAUCCAAACUGAAUGAGGUACAAAUGUAGAGUUUUGCAAUAGAUUUCCUAAUUACCAAGGCAGUAUCAUAUACUCUGUUUAAUGUCAGGUGUUCCCAUAAUCUGUAAUGAGGUUGGACAGUCAGUGAUCUGGAUGUUCGUUGGUGAGGUGUUGAUGUAUUUUCUAGAAGGAUGUGCUGUUGUUUAUUGUUUUCCUGUCUUAGUUUCCUUUGAAGAGUCUCAGUAGAGUGUAUUUUCUUAACCCGGUAGCUGCGGGGAUCAUGUUUCUUAUUGGUCCCUCCCUCUAAGCGAGAAGAAUGAGAAAAAAAUCAUCACUCGCGCAAACCAUUUCUUAAUAUAUAUCAAUGCAUUUGUGAUCAGUUUAUGCAUCAUCUAUUUUUGGGGGUUUAUAUCAUGGCAAAAAUGUGGCCCGCUGCUGGUACACGGUAAAGCCACAAAUUUGGCCCGUUGCUGGUACACGGUAAAGCCACAAAUUUGGCCCGUUGCUGGUACACGGUAAAGCCACAAAUUUGGCCCGUUGCUGGUACACGGUAAAGCCACAAAUUUGGCCCGUUGCUGGUACACAGUAAAGCCACAAAUUUGGCCCGUUGCCGGUACAUGGUAAAGCCACAAAUUUGGCCCGUUGCUGGUACACGGUAAAGCCACAAAUUUGGCCCCUCGCUGCUACCGGGUUAAUCCAUCAUGGAGAAUAUUACUUCCCUUCUGUGAAAUUAAUAACCUGUACAUUUGAAGAAAAGUCAAGUGUGUAACAUCUGUAGUGUGCAUUUGUGAUUUUCCACACCAUGUUCAUUUGUUAAUUAAUUGUUCCUUUGGCCGUGACCUUCCAUUAAAUGUUACAAACUUUGCAAACAUUCA
Messenger RNA from Eriocheir sinensis (Chinese mitten crab), 3336 nucleotides. Its product is annotated as RNA N6-adenosine-methyltransferase METTL16-like. The record is from RefSeq and is a predicted model, not a curated record. The transcript is spliced from 11 exons. Lineage: Eukaryota; Metazoa; Arthropoda; Malacostraca; Decapoda; Varunidae. Gene Ontology annotation, cellular component: nucleus. Bases 519 to 2450 code for a protein of 643 amino acids. Gene Ontology annotation, biological process: rRNA base methylation. Gene Ontology annotation, molecular function: 23S rRNA (adenine(1618)-N(6))-methyltransferase activity.